AUGCUUGUACUACUUCUUUCCUCUUUCCAAUUGCUAACAACAGUUUUUCUUCAAUUGAGAGACAAUUCUUUCCUCUUUCCAAUUGCUAACAACAGUUUCCUUCUUCAAUUGAGACAUGCUUUCUCUCUUCUUUCAAUUACUAACAACAACAUGCUUCUACUUCUUUCCUCUUUCCAAUUGCUUUUCCAAUUGAGACAUAACUUCUUUCCUCUUUCCAAAAGUUUCCUUCUUCAAUUGAGACAUGCUUGUACUACUUCUUUCCUCUUUCCAAUUGCUAACAACAGUUUUCCUUCUUCAAUUGAGACAUUCUUUCCUCUUUCCAAUUGCUUUUACUUCAAUUGGAACAUGCUUCUUUCCUCUUUCCAAUUGCUAACAACAUUUCCUUCUUCAAUUGAGACAUGCUUCUACUACUUCUUUCCUCUUCCAAUUGCUAACAACAGUUUCCUUCUUCAAUUGAGACAUGCUUGUACUACUUCUUUCCUCUUUCCAAUUGCUAACAACAACGUGGCUUCUACUACUUCUUUCUUCUUUUCAAUUGCUAACAACAGUUUCCUUCUUCAAUUGAGACAUGCUUGUUCUACUUCUUUCCUCUUUCCAAUUGCUAACAACAGUUUCCUUCUUCAAUUGAGACAUGCUUCUACUACUUCUUUCCUCUUUCCAAUUGCUAACAACAGUUUCCUUCUUCAAUUGAGACAUGCUUGUACUACUUCUUUCCUCUUUCCAAUUGCUAACAACAGUUUCCUUCUUCAAUUGAGACAUGCUUCUACUACUUCUUUCCUCUUUCCAAUUGCUAACAACAGUUUCCUUCUUCAAUUGAGACAUGCUUGUACUACUUCUUUCCUCUUUCCAAUUGCUAACAAUUUCCUUCUUCAAUUGAGGCAUGUUUCCUUCUUUCAAUUGAGACAACAGUUUCACUUUUACUUCUUUCCUCUUUCCAAUUGCUAA
Molecule: messenger RNA, 945 nt
Organism: Acanthosepion pharaonis
Lineage: Eukaryota; Metazoa; Mollusca; Cephalopoda; Sepiida; Sepiidae
Source: the annotation of a GenBank genome assembly